UAUGUCAGCUGCUACGUGACUGAUCUCGCCGAGAGUAACCUCAUACUGAGCGAGAAAAACAACCGUUUCAGGUCCCUCGUUGAAGGCCGCUUUUCAUUUAUGGUCUCGUUCUAGUUACUUCAACCCUUCUCCAGUAGAGUGUUCAUCCAUUUUGCGAGCAGACCCAAUAUAAUGAAGAUCCUACUUACCGCGUGUGUCAUAUGGAUUGUGUCGAACGCUCGCGACGUUGAAGGUUAGCCAAAUUUCAUUUCUGGUCGAAUCGCAUUCCACUGUUUACUUUUAUCAAAAUAUUAUUUCAUGAUUGGUUCUACCUCACUGAAUAAGAAAUCCUCACGGCCCUAAACAUUUUGCAAACAGACUACCUGUUAUAUUUUGAUAAAAGUCGCUGAGGGACUCAUCGUAUUGAUGUGGUUGCUGUUAUAAGCAAUAGCCACACGUAAGCUGUCGUAAGACGUUUCUGCGUUGGUGGUAUACAUCAUAGCUUGUUUUGAUAUUUGUAUUUUCCCCAUGCAACGCUCUUUGUCAGCGUAAUUUAAAUUUUUUUUUCAAUAAUAGUCCUAAGAUCUAUUUAAUCAAAAAUCUAAAUGAAAUAAAAAAAACCUAGACUGCGCUCUCUAUUUACCUUUUUUCGUGUUUUCCGCAAAGGAAACAGGAGACGCUAACUUAUAAAGGACGUCUGUGCAAAGAUAGCAACGAAAGCCAUUAAUAUACUAAUAUUUCAAAUCAUCAAACAGGAAGUUUAAAAGAUAGGAAAGUCAAGCAAACGUGAGAGAUUGAGCCUAAACAAUGUAUCUGCCCUAAUCAAAUUUUUAGUCCAGUUUCAUCCCCAUGCCGUAAUUUCUAGCUAUAUUUAUAUGUGAGACAUUGGCCUAAGUCUCAUCGAUAAUCUAUCUGUGAGAUAGCUUUCGGUAUUAAAGGUCAAGUGUUGAAACUGACUGAUACUUGAAGUAUUUGUUUUGUUUAGUAACACGCAAGGAAGUUUAUAUUACUUAUUACCCCCUGAGCGUUGUCGGAAAAUUUUCGUUCAUUUGGUUCCAUAUGUUUCAUGUUCGGACAGAACUCCUGUGAGACUGAAAUGAAAGGAUGAAUCAUGGAAUUUUUUUAUUUCUUUUGCGUGGUCGGCGGACAACUCCCUGGACAAUUAACAUAAAAGAAAGGAAAAAUUAAAUUCCGCGGUUUUUCACCUUACAAAUUUGAAUUUUUCGUUGAACUUUCAAGUUCCGUAGUCAGAUCCCUGAGAUCCUUGUCAGUGUAUGCUGCCACUUCUGUACAAAUUAGGACGCAUUUGUUCGCUGAUAUGGAUUCGCCUCGAACAUCCCAACUAUCAUGCGAACAAAGGCGUUUAUCCCGCGCGAGGUGCUUAACGCUAAAAUUCGACUCUGUUCUCUGAAAGGUGCGUGCAAUGCCAGCCUGGGAAUGCAGAACAAGAAAAUUCAGGACAGCAGCAUCACAGCAUCGUCGCAAUUAAGUAUAAACCACGUCCCUUCCCUUGCUCGACUGGACGGUGUGCAGGGGGCCUGGUGCUCGGCUCCGACCGACAAUCUGCCCUACAUAGAAAUACUGCUGAGCGAGGAAAAGUUUCUUACUUUGAUUAAGACGCAGGGAAGCAAAAAGGACUUAAGAUGGGCAACGAAGUACGAAAUUCGAUACCAGAAGGAUGGAAAAUGGAUCGUUUACAGGAGAACGGACGGAACUCAGGUUAGUAAUAAACAAACAAAUCCUGUGUCGGAUCCAUAUCGCUUGCACCGACAUCCGAAUAUCGGCAUUCUGCAAGCAAAAUGAAUAUUGCACGCACAAUGUAUUAUGCAUGCCCAAAAAAUGCACGUAAUACGGUUGGUGUGCCAAACGCAAUUAUUCACAAGUUUAUACUAUGUACUGAAAGACCCCCACCCUGCCCCACUCUUCCUCCCUUAAUUACUUAAAUCUGAGUUACUACGCUCGAGGAACCAAAGAAGAAUGAAAAAAAAAGUCAUUCCUUUGAUGGAACAGUUAUCGUUUAUUACCUGUGGAAGGGUGGGGGCGGGUAGAAUUGGGGAGGAUCACAUGGUUUUCAGGGGGGAGCGAAGGGAGGAUGAGUCGACUCCAAAAAAGUAAAGAAUAGGGGGGGUGUGGUAAAUUGACUGCCAAUUUACCCCUAGUGAGAAGGGAUAUAAGAAUAUUUCAGAACCCUAUGGGGGAAUGCAGAACCUUAUGGGGAAUCAGGUAGAUUUUAGCGUGACACAAGCAAAGUCCUCCUACUAGUCCCCUCCCCCCCCCUCCCAAAAAAAAAAUAGUAACAAUAGAUAAAAUAAAAAUAAAAUAAAACAAGGCAGGAAUCAGCCCUUAAUUACAUUAAGAAAAAAAUACCAAAAAGAGAGGGGCUGGACCGAGAGAUUAACAUCAGCGAUAAAAUAACGACAUCAAGCGAGUGUGAUUUACCUUUGAACUGGGUCUCGCAUCUUUUUGGUAACCAUGACGUUUUGAUAAAGUUUAUGAAUAAAAAAAUAUUAUCGUUUCUUACUUUUAUCUUUCGACGUACAGAAAUUUGAUGGAAAUGUUGGCAUAGCCUCCAUAAACGGUAUUGCACUCCAACCUCAAAUUAGAACACGUUCGGUUCGUAUCUACCCAAAGUUUCCACUUUCUUUGGAUGGUGAUGCGUCUCUGGCAAAUGUUUCCUGUCUCCGCCUGGAAUUAUAUGGCUGCUCUGCCCCUGGUUAGUUAUAUACUAAAUUUCAACUUGUCUUUCCAAUUAAGUCUGUGAGUGAUUUAAAUUUUUCUAUCACAUAUUAGGAGUGUGUUUCGUUGGUAUAACUCAGAUCUGUAUAAGUGAUUCAAGAUUACUCAGAUAAUUGCAAUUGAAAGAAGUUGAUGAAUCCUGUUUUUCGAGUAACUUCACUGGCUUACUUGGUUAGCUCAUGGUGGUUAUGAUACUUUAGCGGGACACAAACAGAAACAAAGUUCCCAUUAGAAUUAUGGGCCUGUUAACACAUAUUUGAAGUUCAGUGACUCCUUUGCGCCAGGGUUUUCAACUGUUUUGUAAAGUAGCGGACAUACUUCUGAAAGCACCGGACGUGAAUGUUUUCUUGGCGCCGUAAGGCGCCUCGCGAGCGCCGAAGGCGCAAGGACCUAGGGGGGUCUGGGGCAUGCUCCCCCAGGAAAUUUUUAAAAUAGAAUACUCAGAAACGCCAUUUACAGUAGUAAAAAAAAAUCGCCCAUAUUGAUCUCAAAGUACCGGACGUGGAAUGGCAAACGACCGGACGAAACGUCCGGCCUCCGGCCUCAAAUGAAAACCCUGUUUGGGCGCCUUAAAUAGGGGCUAAUACCAAAUGGCGUUCUGAGUACGAGAGAGCAAGAUUUCCUGGACUCUCUCUAUAUGGCACUCUUUUUUCAACCCUCUCUAUUGGGCGCGGGAGGAAGAGUUUUAAGGCGUUGAAUAGAAGGAAUUUAAUGAGUGCGGAUGUGACUAUAUUUAAUUUUAAUUGGUUUUGCUUUUUUCUGUGUUUUUGUUUAUUUGUUUGUUUGUUUGUCUCUUUUUUGGUGGGGUGUGAUAAAAGCUACGAUUGAUUUGAAUGAAACCUUUAAAGGUUAGACAAACAAGAAAGAAAGAAUAACCUUAAUAAACAUAAGGAUGGUUUAAGGAUAAAGAGGAUUAACGAAUACUGGAAAUAGAAUCUAAAAUAAAUUUUUCACGAUGCACAAGUUUUGACUGAGUUGUAACUUCUUUCAAGGCGAAUCCUUUCAACUGUCAGACUAUUCUCGUGUCAACAACGUCAUAAUCUCUGAACACCUAAUUUCUUUCCUUUUUUUUUAGUUGAUGGCUCAUGGGGAACGUGGACUCCUUGGUGGCCAUGCAGUGUGACCUGUGGUCGUGGAAAGCGGUCACGUGAACGAUUUUGCGACUCGCCAAUGCCUACCAAUGGUGGUGCACCGUGCAACGAGAGUGAAAGAACUGAAGACGAAUAUUGUAGAUUAAAAAAGUGCAUUAAACCAGGUGAGCCAAUAUUGACUAAAAGUAACAUUUUAUUUCCAGUGUUUAAUGACUUCUUUACUACCUAAGGGCAAAGGACUGAGGUGUAGAUUGUGAUUAGCCUGCGCUCUGCCGAGAAUUAGUUUUUGACAAACCUAAAGACUAGGAAGGCGACUUACCGGAAUUUUAUACUGUUUGGUGGUUAUCUUCAACGUCAACGAUACUAAGAAAUAAGUAGUGUGCAUGACUAGCCCUUUUCGUUCUUAAGGUAAUGCAUAUAAAUGUAUACAAAGGUCCCUCAUGGCGUGAGAAGCCGUCUAACGAUAUUGAUCAAUACCAUAUAAGAAGAUUUAUCAAAUGAUUGGUAAAUUUAGUCAGGCUGGCCUCCUCGUGUCUUUUUUCUUUUCUAUCUUCGUUCCACGUUCGAUCGAUGAAGUUAAGUCCUGCUGGAAAACUUCCAACCCCUAGAAGUCUCCGUAUUGUAAAGAUGUCUCUUCACAAAUGUAAUCAAACCUUACUUUUUUGAGAAUCAAGGUUUCGAGGUUCAACCCUCAAAAGUCUCCGUACUGUGAAGAUGUCUCUUCACAAAUGUAAUAAAACCUUACUUUGUUGAAGAAUCAAGGUUUCGUUGCGCUUCACAAAUGGUGUGAAAUUAUGAUAUCUUUUCUAAUUCAGUAUGUUGUCUUAUUUCAAAGCUGUCGACGGAGGCUGGGGUAAUUGGGGUCCUUGGUCAGAAUGUAGCUUGACGUGUGGAAUUGGAUUGCGGGCACGUGAAAGGAAAUGUGAUUCACCUGAACCAAGGAAUGGGGGAGCGCCGUGUGACAAGGCAGAGCGAAUGCAACAGAGAUUCUGUAGGGAAGCCACUUGCGGAGGUCUGCCAAGCGUCACACGUUUGAUAAUUGAUUCAAGAAUUUAAUCAGAACGUAUUUUUCUGUUGGUUACUUAGGCUCUGGACUGACUCGCUGAGAAACUGAAUUACAGAUCUGUCUGACUAAAAAGGUUGACGGAUUGAUUAAGAACCGAUUAUCUGCUCAAGUAGCUAACUGACUGACUGUCUAAACCACUGCAAGAGUUGGACUAAUUAUCAACAGACUGACUGACAACCCGCUGAAAAGUUUGUCCGGAAUUUUGAUUUCCUGUUAUCCUUUCAUGUCUUAGAUUUGUGUUUUCUUGUCCGAUGUCUUUAAAUCUGGGAGUAUUAUUGUUAAUUUUUUUUUUUUGGUACUCCUUGCAGGCAAUGACGUGGGAUUUUCUGGCUCAGGUUAUGGCUGGGAAACUUCUUUAGGUACUUCGGGAUUUUUUGAAGAAGAAAAUGGUUGGAAAGUAUGUUGCAGAACUAAAUCUGGUGAAGAGAAACACCACCAGGAACUCAGCGAUGACGAGGACUUCACGGUUAAGUCAAGUCUUGAUGAUUAAGUCUUCGCCACGAACUUGGAAGGGUGUCAACAGCUUAACUGUCCAGAACAGACAAUAACAUCGAGCUUUUAGACCUUCAGAUUGCGCUUAAAGCACUAAAACCUUUUUUUUUAUCGUUUUAGAGGAUUAACCGUCUAGCAGUUCACAGUAUCUAGAAGCUGUUUCUUCACUAAAAACCAAGACACCUGAUGUUAAUGUUUGACAAUUGCGAAUACCUCCAAAUAAGAAAAGUCAUAUGCAAAGGUUGCUACAUCCGGAUUAAAUGCGUAACUUCGUUCAGUAUUCUUUUGUAAAAGAUAAACUAUAGUUCAUAACUGAUCUAGCAAAAUUCAUGAUUACUUAGCUACCGUUGUGGAUGUAUUCAUUACUAAAUUCAAUACCGAGGUCGAUACUGUCUUUUUUCUGUACAAUAAUCAUGUGCGGAAACUAAUGAAGCCACUUAUUAAUAAUAAAGCAGCAAUUUAUUUCAAUUUAGAUGAAAUAAUUGCGUUAGUUCGGAAGCGAAUCAUCGACUUAAGAAUCGUUCAAAUCCUCUCCAUCAUAAUACGCAGAUCAGCGAUAAGCUAUUGACUGCAGUUCAGCGAAAUAUGGUUCUCAAAUUGAAACUGCAUACUGAUUUUAUCGACUGGAUGAGCAAAUGAGAAAGAUAAGAUAAGCUAUAGUUGAUAACUGAUCUGGCAAAAUUCAUGAUUACCUAGCAACCUUUGUGGAUGUAUUCAUUUCUAUAUUCAAUACCGACGUCGAUACGGUCUUUUUUCAGUACCAUAAUCAUGGGCGGAACCAAAUGAAGCCAAUUAUUAAUAAUAAAGCAGCAAUUUAUUUCAAUUUAGAAUAAAUUAUGCACGGCCAAAAGUCCUAAGGACUCCCAACUGCAAACAAAGUUUAGAAUAAACAUAACUUAUAUAUAUAAAUAUAAAUAUAAAUUAUAUAGAAUAAUAUAACAUUCGUAAUCCAGAUGAGCGUGUUAGUGGUUCGAGUAGUGAGUCUUUUAGUCUCGGCGAACUUGUUUAUGAGUAUAACAC
This is a messenger RNA of Pocillopora meandrina, 6384 nucleotides long. The record is from the annotation of a GenBank genome assembly. Lineage: Eukaryota; Metazoa; Cnidaria; Anthozoa; Scleractinia; Pocilloporidae.